UAAAACCAGUAAUCAGAAUUCAGAAUAGAUGAGAUUCAGAAUCUUUACAGAUAAUAAAAAAUAAUAUUCUAUAAUAGUGACAGCAAAUUCAUAUUAUUCAUAUCUCAUUCAUGUUUAUCAAAAAAUCACCAUUCAUGAACACGGGCAUACCAAACUUUCUCUCUCUCCCCCCUCUUGUCUCCAUCUUCAAUUCUUUCACCAAUAAUUAUAUCCAUUUUUUAAACUUUUUCUGGCUUUUGUUUUUUUUUCCUUGUUUUCACUGAAAAGAAGGAUUAAGUGUGUUCAUUUAUUGUCAAAAUUGUUGGGUUGUUAUUGGGCAUGUAAGUAGAAAAUGAUGCUACUGCAUAAACCCUUUUUGCAGUUAAAACAGAUGGGUAUAUAUCUCAGUACCCCUAAAACAGAGAAGUUUUCCGAAGAUGGUGAGAAUAGCCGGCUUAGAUAUGGCUUAUCAUCAAUGCAAGGAUGGCGUUCUACAAUGGAAGAUGCUCAUGCGGCAAUUCCUGAUUUGGAUGCUUCCACUUCAUUUUUUGGUGUUUAUGACGGUCAUGGAGGUAAGGUGGUUGCCAAAUUCUGUGCUAAGUAUCUUCAUCAGCAAGUGCUCAGGCAUGAAGCAUAUUUGGCUGGUGAUAUUGGAACUUCAGUUGAGAAAGCCUUUUUCAGGAUGGAUGAGAUGAUGCGAGGGCAGAGAGGGUGGAGGGAAUUGGCUGUUCUGGGAGAUAAAAUGGAUAAGUUUACUGGCAUGUUGGAGGGUUUGAUAUGGUCUCCAAGAAGCGGUGACAAAAAGGACCAAGUCGAUGAUUGGUCAUUUGAGGAGGGGCCACACUCUGAUUUUUCUGGACCAACUUCUGGCAGCACUGCUUGUGUGGCCAUCAUUAGGUACAACCAACUUGUCAUUGCAAAUGCUGGUGAUUCUCGCUGUGUAAUUUCUAGGAAUGGUCAGGCAUACAAUCUUUCAAGAGACCACAAGCCUGAUCUUGAGGUUGAGAGAGAGAGAAUUUUAAAAGCCGGGGGUUUUAUCCAUGCAGGACGUGUUAAUGGCAGUCUAAAUCUUGCAAGAGCCAUAGGUGACAUGGAAUUCAAGCAGAACAAGUUUUUGCCGGCUGACAAGCAAAUUGUAACUGCUAAUCCAGAUAUCAAUAUUGUUGAACUUUGUGGAGAAGAUGAGUUCGUUGUGCUUGCUUGUGAUGGCAUUUGGGAUUGCAUGUCAAACCAACAACUAGUAGAUUUUAUUCGUGAGGAGCUGAAAUCCGAAAAUAAACUCUCUGUUGUCUGUGAAAGAGUACUUCAUAGGUGUCUCGCGCCAUCAACUGCUAGAGGUGAGGGUUGUGACAAUAUGACCAUUAUCAUUGUGCAAUUUAAGAAAUCUGCCCAGUUGGGUACAUCUAUAGACGAGCAAUCUUCUGCUUCUGAAGAUGCGCCGGUUGAGUCAAAACCAGCAGAUAGUGGAUCAUAAUUGGGUACGGAUUUCCUCCUAUGUCGUCUGAUUCUGUGAUACUGAACUGU
Olea europaea var. sylvestris is the source of this 1503-nucleotide messenger RNA. RefSeq names its product probable protein phosphatase 2C 60. The record is from RefSeq and is a predicted model, not a curated record. Gene Ontology annotation, molecular function: protein serine/threonine phosphatase activity; cation binding. NCBI's taxonomy places the organism in Eukaryota, Viridiplantae, Streptophyta, Magnoliopsida, Lamiales, Oleaceae. The transcript is spliced from 11 exons. Bases 332 to 1453 code for a protein of 373 amino acids. Gene Ontology annotation, biological process: protein dephosphorylation.